Ictalurus furcatus (blue catfish) is the source of this 3425-nucleotide messenger RNA. RefSeq names its product Rho GTPase activating protein 36 (gene arhgap36). Gene Ontology annotation, biological process: signal transduction. The record is from RefSeq and is a predicted model, not a curated record. The transcript is spliced from 13 exons. The coding region runs from base 581 to 2503 and encodes 640 amino acids. NCBI's taxonomy places the organism in Eukaryota, Metazoa, Chordata, Actinopteri, Siluriformes, Ictaluridae.
GCUUGCCUCAGUUUAAGCUUUUUCCCCUGGUUCACUCCAGUAGAUAAAAUAUUGUAUUUCUCAUGUUUGUUGUUAUCCCCAACUGUAUAUAGAGAACAAAUGAAGCAGAUCCCCUGAGAAGUUCUUAUUAAAGCUGCACUGCCCCUCCGCGGAUCUGGUUCCUCCAUCCCCUCGUCUCCUCUCAUCUCCUCCCCUCUUCUCCACAUCUCUCCUCCUCCUUCCCUCUAGUUCACUGUUUACUUUGAGCUCGCACUUGGCUGCCCCGUGGCCCCGCGCUGAUUUACUUGAGAAGGCAGCAGAUGGAGAGAGCAGACCUCUCUCUUUCACCCACACUCUCUCUCUCUCUCUCUCUCACACACACACACACACACACACACACACACACACACACACACACACACACACACAUACAUUCUUCCUCUUACUUUAUCUCUUUCUCACUGUUUCUAUCUCCUGUGUGGAUUUUGGUCACUCAUGCUCCAUUUGGACUGUUACAACCUGGCUGCACACUGAGCAGUGACUGAAGAAUUUCUGCCCCACCAACACACACUGUCUGGCUCAUAUCCUACAGGGUGACCACAUGUGGGCCACUAUGUUGGGGCAAAGCGUAAAGCUGCAACCGGUGGCCAUUCAGAGCCUGUCAGAACUGGAGCGAGCCCGGUUACAGGAUGUGGCCCUCUAUCACCUGGAGGAGAGAGAGCUGGACUUCAAGAUCAGCAUUCCCAAAGAGAUUCGCAAGAUGAGGAAGUCACUAAGAAGAAAAUUUGAUUCCUUUUCCAAGGAAAAGAAAGAAAGAGAAACAGCCCCCAAGGCGUUUGGGAUUCCUCUCUCACAGGUGAUCGCUAACGAUCGGGCCUAUAAACAGCGACAGGAUGCUCUGAAGGAGAGCCGCCGGGAUUGUCUGGAGUUGGAGGCCAGCGUCAUGCACUUCCGUGCUGAAAAACGACAGCAGAAUGGAAACCGGCCCCUGGUCAGCACAGCCUCGACCUCAGGCGAUGCAUCCUCAUCGCUUCUGGAGCUCCACAGCAAACCGCUUUCACCAACUUUCCUGGACAACAGCUCUCGCAGCCACAGACGGGGAGGAUUGUCCGUGGACUCCAUCUCAGACUUGGUGGAAAGUCAGUCCAGGCUUCUGGAGGCACUGCAGCUCUCUCAUCCUAAUGAAUUGGACAUCAAGAAGACGCCAGCGGGCCGCACACAGACCAAACUGAGCCUGAACCCCAUUUACAGACAGGUGCCACGUGUCAUGGAGCGCUGCUGCCAGCACAUACACACAUACGGGUUGCAGACGGUGGGGAUUUUCCGAGUAGGAAGCUCCAAAAAGAGAGUCCGUCAACUGCGUGAAGACUUUGACAGUGGAACAGAUGUUGUAUUGGAUGAUGAACACAGUGUUCAUGAUGUGGCAGCACUAUUAAAGGAGUUCCUGAGGGACAUGCCUGACCCUCUGCUGCCCAGAGAGCUCUACUGCGCCUUUCUGCAUGCUAACAAUUUGUGGGGCGCUGACCAGUUGACAUACCUGCAGCAGCUCUUGUACCUGUUGCCUCCGUGUAACUGUGACACUCUGCUGAGGCUGCUGAGUUUAUUACACACAGUUCAGGAGCACGCUCAUGACUCCGUCGGCCCUGACCAGCAAGAGAUGCUGGGUAAUAAGAUGACAGCAGGUAACCUGGCCGUGAUUUUUGGGCCCAACCUCCUGCAGAAGGAGAAAGGAUCAGAUAAAGACCUGAAACCUGAGGCAAUGGGCAUCGAGGACAGUGCUGCCAUCAUCUCAGUUACCCUGCUCUUUAUACAGCAUUACAAAUAUCUCUUCACGGUUUCAGCAGAGCUCCAGCAGGAGGUGCUUAUGAGUCUCAUUCAGACUGAUCCAGACGUCAUUGACUACCUGCUACGCAGGAAACUCAGCAGUGUGACAGUGGAGCCAGAUCUGGGACUACGCAGGGACACUCAGACGUCUCUGGACUCAGUGGGUCAGUCCAGUGAUGACAUGUCACCUAUCGAGCCUCUGUCCCCCUUGUUCAUAGACUCAGCUGGGGGAAGCAGUCUGAGCAGCGAGGUUUUUUUCAACGCAUUACGUCUCAGCACCAACAGCAAACGCUCUUCAGAUGACUCACCCAAGUCCAUAGCAAAGAUGCGACAGUUCCAUUCCCAUCACAACCUGUUGAGUCUUGUCCAACCCUCCACCCAGCUCCAACUUGAUGAGCGAGAGCUGCAGAGAGGCAAGGGGCUGCCCAAUCCAGUCGAGGGUCUACAGUACAGUCUCCAGCCACAGGAAGACACCUCCCAGCCCCAGAGCUUGAAAGAAAGGAGUGUGUGGGUGCGACAGGGCUCCAACACCUCCUCCACCUCAGAAGACAGCAAGCAGCCAAGCAACUUCUGGGACUUUUUCACUGGCAAGAUGAUCCAGAAGACCUUCUCUCCUAAACUUCUUCAGCGACCAGACUCAACGUGCAAAAAGUUCAGCGGGAAACAAUGGCAAGGUGAACUUUUUUUAGAGAUCAUAUAAGCAUUUUUCUACCAUUCACAGUUUUUUUUCUUUUUCCUUUUUUACUUUGGGAGAAUUAUUAUUUUGUCCAAGUGGAGUGGCACGGGCAGCAGAGAUGAACACAGAUGGCGUAGUAGCACACACUGAACCACAAGGAGGGAACCAUUACCAAAAAUCUCUCUGAUGGGUGAAAAGAGAAUGUAUGGACGCGGCCCAAGCCACAGUGCAUAAUCCUAUAAAAACUGUCUAAUUAUACACAAAAUAAAACUGUUAAAACAUCUGAUGGAACAACAUACUGUACUGACACUACAUCAAUAAAUAUAAUCCGUUAUAAGCAAUGCAAACAUGGCUAAUGGACUUUUUUCAAACUGUUUCUUAUGCACCAAUACAAUACUCACACCUAAAAGUAGUUGAUGUCUCUUUUUCUUUCCUUUUAUUGGGAACCAACACCAUCAUUCAUUUAGUCCAUACACUUCAUAUUUCAGUCUAUAACCUUCUUCUUUUUUUUUUUUUUUUUCUUACAAUCUGUACAUUGUCAAAAGUGCAACAUUGACAGGCAGUGGUUUGGAGGGGGUGAGCGGUCACAUGACUCACAGAGCUCCUGUGCUACAUUACACAGGCUUGCAAGUAACAUUAACAAACUGGCUUUUAAUGCAAAAUCUAAUCAACAUUCAUUUACUAUGAUCAGUGCUUAGAUGUGUCAUUAAACAAAACAAUCAUUGGGAUGCAGCUUACAGCAUUUCAGAAAAGAAUUUUUCUAAACCAUACAUUUGUGUAGCAACAAUGUGGGUUCAAGUCCACGGCACCAGUGGCAUUCCAUAUGAAAGAAUAAUUAGCAAAACAUAUAUGAAAAUAUAAACCUAGAAUUUUAUAUAAAUUAUGAAGUAGACCCAAAAAAAAAAAAAAAAAAAAAAAAAAAAAAAAAAAAAAAAAACACUUUCAG